Protopterus annectens (West African lungfish) is the source of this 1664-nucleotide messenger RNA. RefSeq lists its product as uncharacterized. NCBI's taxonomy places the organism in Eukaryota, Metazoa, Chordata, Ceratodontiformes, Protopteridae. The transcript is spliced from 5 exons. The record is from RefSeq and is a predicted model, not a curated record. Bases 156 to 1535 code for a protein of 459 amino acids.
UUGCAGCAAUGUACUACAUUGAAUAACAAUGACAAUCGUUUUAAGCAGUGACUUCCUCACCUGUUAAAGAAACACAGUCGCUUACAGCCAUACUUCAACAAACUGACCGUCCUGAAACAGCAGUGACCACACCUUGUUUAGAGGCACCAGCUGGCAUGCCAGAAAACUUCAGUUGCAGCUACCCCUUUUGCUGUUACGAAGACGAGAAAAGCAGCCCUGUCGCUGAUGAAGUAUUCCCCAUAGUUCAACAAGCUCUACCUGAAGAUACAGUUAAUGCAUCAGUUUUUCAGUCCCCAGGAUGUGAAGCAUUUAACAAUGAUGAAGAUGAUGAUAUACAGAACGCAACAUGUUUUACUGGCAUAGCUUUAGCAUUUUCUCAUGUUUGUUCUCAUUGUGCAGUCUUCAUUAAAGGAUCAUUUCUCCGCGCGGUAUCCUACUUCCUUCGGCGGUGUCAGAUAGAGAACUCUCUUCCUGCUCCUUGCAUGACCGACCCUCAUGAAAUGCCGAAUGAACAAACAGAAGAUGUAAUGAAGAGCCCACCCAGAAAGGCAAAAUGCUCUUUUUCAAGCACCGCGGAAGUUCCUUCACAGCCAUCUCAAGGGCAAGCAGAAGAUGUACCAAACACUUCCACCGCUGAGUGUCUCUCUCAUCUUCACACAGUAGAUAUUCCUUCAAGGAUCGAUCUAGCAGGGGAUAGAUUUUCAACCACGGAACCAGCUACAAAUCUUUCUCUAACUGCAGUGGCUUCUGAAACUGGUGCUGACCCAUUAGACCCAGUGUCCCAGCUAAUUGGCACUGCACAAUAUCUGUCUGCCUCUGCUGUUAAUGUCACUGCAACAGAAGAGUCCGUGGAGAUCAUGUCUCUAAUGGAGGACACUCCUUCCUUGCGAGCAAGACCACGGCCUACUGAGGCAAUUCCUUCAGAGCAGAGUACGUCUUCCUCUCAUGCUCAGACAGAAGAAAGAGGGAUUGUUUAUGCACCAACAAAUCCAAAGAGUUCUAACAACUGCAAAACUCGGGACAAAGAGGGCCAGGAUUUAGAUGUUCAUUCACAACAACAGAAAAACCCCGAACAUCAGGACACUGUUGACACUGCCAAAUAUUGUUGGUACCAUCCAAGUAAUGUUGAAUCAGUUUGGCAAAUCAGUGAGAAAGAGAAGAAAAACAGAAACCUAGAAAUGGAAGACAGCAAAGAGCCAGAAGAAACAGAAUCUGUGUACCUGCCAUCAUGUUCAGAGAGCUCUACCAGUUGCAAAGCUGACAAUAAAGAUUGCCAGGAUUUAGACGUCCCUUCACAGCAACAGAAAAACGUGCACUGUCAGGAUACUGUUGACACGGCCACGUACUACUGGCAAGAUCUCAGAAAUGUUGAAUUGCAUUGGCAAAUCAGUGAGCAAGAGAAAAGAAACAGAAUCCUAGAAAUGGAAGGCAGCAAAAAGCCAGGUGAUAAGACGAACUUGCCAAGAAAGAAGACGAGGAAGAUGAGGUGGAAGAAGAAGGCAGCGAAGAGGAAACAAAGAGGAAUGAGAAGUUAGAAGCAGAAGACACAACCAAAACUCAGACCGAAGAUUGAGGACAGAAGACUGACUGCUAAGAACAUCAAGAUCGUUAAUCAUAAACGUCUUGAUUUGUGACACAGAAUUAAGACAGAGUUUGAUAUAAAU